UCUGGAUUCUAACAAUAUCACGAACAUUGAAAAAGGAGCCUUUCAAAACCUACCCAGUUUAACACAUUUAUAUUUGACCAACAACCAGAUCAAAAAAUAUGAUGAUGGCGCUUUCUUAUUCUUUCCCAGUAUAAAGAGGAUUGACCUUAAAGGUAAUAACGACAUGAUGUGUGGAUGUCACCUGCCGGCCAUAGUAAAUUAUAUGAACAGAACAUAUAACAGAACCGUGAGAGUCCUCGGCGAGUGUCGUACUGAUUCGGGAAAUAACCAGAGCAAAGGGAUACCGAUAAUGGAAUAUUCGCAAUGUAAAAGUUAUUCGUUAUUUCAACGGAAUUUGCGGUGUCAAACUUGUUCAGGGAUGCUUUGCGAAGGUUCAGAAGUGACAAAUUGCGCAGCAGCAGAGCCUGUAUGCCAAUAUAGGCUAUCAAUGAAUGGCGUCAGACUGGAGUUUGAAAGAUCUUGCAGCACAUACAGAAACUGCCUUGAAGCUAUGAGAAACAACACCUUUACGUGCAAUAAAUGGGCCAAUGGCACUUCUUGUGUUGCUUGCUGCAGCGGAAACCUAUGUAACAAGAAUGACUUUAUCGGCUGGACCAAUUCCUUUGUAUUUCAUCUGAUUUUCAAUCAACAUUUAAGGGCUUCAUGAAAAACCUUGCUGAAAACAUAUCUAGAGCUGUGAG
Octopus sinensis (East Asian common octopus) is the source of this 680-nucleotide messenger RNA. RefSeq lists its product as uncharacterized. The coding region runs from base 164 to 646 and encodes 160 amino acids. The record is from RefSeq and is a predicted model, not a curated record. Lineage: Eukaryota; Metazoa; Mollusca; Cephalopoda; Octopoda; Octopodidae. The transcript is spliced from 6 exons.